Messenger RNA from Hydractinia symbiolongicarpus, 3867 nucleotides. Its product is annotated as glutamyl aminopeptidase-like. Gene Ontology annotation, molecular function: metalloaminopeptidase activity; peptide binding; zinc ion binding. Gene Ontology annotation, biological process: peptide catabolic process; proteolysis. The transcript has 20 exons. Bases 203 to 3160 code for a protein of 985 amino acids. Lineage: Eukaryota; Metazoa; Cnidaria; Hydrozoa; Anthoathecata; Hydractiniidae. Gene Ontology annotation, cellular component: cytoplasm. The record is from RefSeq and is a predicted model, not a curated record.
AAACAAAUACAAAAAGGAAAUUCUUGCUUGCCAAUGAAAAACAAAUGCGUUGAAGCUUGUUAACAGUAAAUAAACUGCUCUUAUCUUAGCUAGUAAAUUUAAAAUUUCAGAUCUAGAAUAAAGCAGCCAAUAGGUGCAUCACACUGUCCUAAAAAAGACAAAAAAAAGAAGAGGAAGAAGAAGAAAGAGAAGAUAACAGAAGAUGAGUUCGUUUAGUGGUUCAACAGCCAAGUUUGAAAUGAACGAUGGUGGCAUGAAGAAAAAAUAUACAACAAAAGAGAAGGUGUUCGUCUUAUUGUUUAUCCUCCUGGUUGUGCUGACUAUCGUGUUUUUAGCUCUUUAUGUUAAAACAGACAAGAAACUUGACAAAACUGAGAAAGAUUUAAAAGGGGCUAAUGAAAGAUCUCGCCUUCAAACUACAGCAGGAACCGGGACAGGGACAGUAACUAAAACUGACUCAACAAUUACCCCGACUCAUGGAAUUGGUCCUUUUAAUGACAUAAGAUUACCAAAAUAUGUCAAUCCGAUGCAUUAUGAUGUAGUAUUAAAAGUUGAUAUGAGCUUUGGGGAUGUUGCUGUGACAGCCAAUGUAACAGUCAAUGUUACAAAGCCUACCAAAUACUUUAUCGUUCAUGCUUCGUCAUUUAUUUCGAUUAAUGGUGUUAUCAAGGAUAAAAACAAGAAAGUAGUACCGUUUAAGAAACAGUUUCUGUUUCCAAAAAAUCAUUACUAUGUUACUGAGAUGCAUGAAGAAAUGCCAGUGGGAAUUUACCAAUUGGACUACAAUGCAAGAUACAAGUUGAGAAAAGACUUAAAGGGUUUCUACCGGUCAACUUACAAGGCUAAGGAUGGAAAGGAUAGAUUAGUGGCUGCUACACAGUUUGAGCCAGUAGAUGCAAGAACAGCAUUUCCUUGCUUUGAUGAACCUGCUAUGAAGGCGACCUUUAACAUAACUAUGGAAUACACGACUGGUUAUAUUGCGUUAAGUAACAUGCCAAUUAUAAAGACUACAAAAGUUGAUACGGGUGCAAAAUUACGUACCGUUUUUGAAAAAUCUCCUGUAAUGCCUACCUAUCUACUUGUAUUUGUGAUAUGUGAUUUUGCUAAUAAAACAACAACAACGCAAUCAUCCAACCCAGUGAAGAUGACCUAUUACGCUCCUGCAGAUCAAAUAGAUCAGAUUGAUUAUGCUAUGAAAGUUGGAAAAGAAAUAUUACCAUUUUUCGAACAGUACUACAAAGUACCUUACCCACUUCCUAAAGCUGAUAUGAUUGCGAUUCCAGACUUCGCAGCUGGUGCCAUGGAAAAUUGGGGACUAAUAACAUACCGUGCAAAGGCCUUAUUGUUUGAUAAUUCUGCAUCAUCUAUUUCCAAUAAAAUGUAUAUAGCAAGUGUGGUGUCUCACGAGCUGGCUCAUCAGUGGUUCGGAAAUAUUGUGACAAUGGAAUGGUGGUCUGACUUAUGGCUUAAUGAAGGUUUUGCAUCAUACGUUGAGUAUCUUGGAGUGAAUUAUACUGAAAGUGAUUGGAACGCAUUAGAUUUUCAAGUAAUAACCGACAUGGACCGAGCUUUUUCACUGGAUGCAUUAGUAACAUCACAUCCAAUAUACAUUGAAGUCAAACAUCCAGAUGAAAUUAAUGAAAUUUUUGAUACCAUAUCAUAUGCAAAGGGAGGAUCAAUUCUACGUAUGUUGGAUGAUUUUAUUGGCAAUGAUGUUUUCAGGCAGGGUUUAAGUAUAUAUUUGAAGAAAUAUUCCUACGCUAAUGCAAAAACUAACGAUUUGUGGGAUGCUCUUUCAGAGGCAUCGAAACUCAAUGGCAAAGAUUAUAACGUAUCUGAGAUAAUGAGUACCUGGAUAUUGCAGAUGGGUUUCCCUGUUGUUAAAGUUGAAAAAAGUUCUAGUUCGUAUAAGCUUACACAGAAACGAUUUUUAAUUGAUCCGAAUCCAGAUUUGAGUAAAUCGAAAUUUACAUCACCAUUCAAUUACAAAUGGAUGAUUCCAUUCAAGUACAAAGUUUAUAACAUCAGUGACAUUAAUAAUGUUCAAGUGGGAGAACAAAAGACAGAGAUGAUGCGCAUGGGUGACGGAGCAAUUACCCUUCCUAAUUCAUCACCUGAUCUUGUCAUAAAAGGGAACGUUGGUCAAUAUGGCUUUUACAGAGUGAAUUAUGACCAACAAGGAUGGAAAAAUAUCAAAAAUGUUUUGAUGAAUGAUCAUACGAAAUUUGAUGCAACGGAUAGAGCUGGUAUUUUAUCUGACGCAUUUGCAUUAGCAAGUUCUGGUAAAUUGACUUACGAGACAGCUUUAGACUUGCUCAGUUACAUCGACAAAGAAGAGGAGUAUCUACCAUGGAAAGCUGCAAGUGGUUCAAUUAGUUACAUACCGUCAGUUCUCACACGAACAAAACCUGCUUUAUCGCUCUACAGUAAAUACAUGUUGAAAAAAGUUUCCGCACUUUAUGCGAAGUACAACUUCACCACAAAACUCAACCAAAAGCACAUGGAUAGGUAUCUGCAGGUGUUGAUCGUCAGUCUUGCAUGUGCUAAUGGACAUAAGGGUUGCCUAACUCAGGCUUCCAAACUUUUUAAAGAAUUUAUUGAUAGUAAUGGUACCAAACCAAUUCAUGCAGAUUUUCGAAGUAUGGUUUACUAUUACGGUGUGCUUAACGGCGGAGAAAAAGAAUGGAACUUUCUAUACCAGAGAUACCUUAACAAUAAAAUUGCAACUGAGAAAACUAAACUUAUGUACGGCAUGUCUGCUAUACAAGAACCUUGGAUGGUCAACAGAUAUCUUCAGAUGGGUUUAAACGAGUCAAUAGUCAAGUCGCAAGAUGCUUCGUAUGUUUUCAGUUAUGUUUCCAAUAGCAACAGUAAUGGCAGAUACAUGGCUUGGAACUUCUUAAAAGAGAACUGGUCACAGAUAUCUCAGAGGUUCUCCAAAUCCUUCUUUACAAUGAGGAGAAUAUUUAGCAGUGUAACUUCAGGAUUUACCACACAGUACGAACUCGAUGAGUUGAAAGCCUUUGUUAGCACGAAAAUAACAGACUUGGGAACUGCAAAACGUAUUGUAACUCAAUCAGAAGAGAAGAUUAAAGCCACCAUCGCUUGGUUAAACGCCAACGAAGAAACCAUUGAAAAGUGGUUGGCAAAACAAGUAUAAAAACGUGGUAGGGCGUCGGAUAAAUGGUAGGGCGUUGGAAAUGUUUAAGAGCGUUGGAUAUUGGCAAUUUUCAUGCUUUCUGAUUUAAAUAGAUUCUAUACCCAAGCGUUUUUAAUAUUUUAAAAGAAUUAUGCGAGUCGCUUGGAAAUUUCUAUCAAGAUAAAUUUUGGAAAUUGAAGAACAAAGGGUAUUUUCUAUUGUUUAUUACUUCUAUCUAUAAGUACUGCUUUUUGAAGCAAUAACAGAAAAUGAAACAAGUGGGCGGUAAUUAGCCGGAAAUUGAUUGUGUAUAUUAGGGCGUAUUUUACGACGAAGCUAUAUAUUUUUUUGAGCUAAUUUAGAGUUUUUAUGUUUUGUAUUUUCGUAGAAAUUAAUGUUGCACGUAUCCCUCAUAACCUUCCAUAACCCUUAUUUUUUCGUUGUAUUGACCUGUACCUGUUAAAUAACUGAAAACGCCACUCAGCGCAUUCCCAAAGUUUCAUACCAAAUAGAGGCGAAAAUUGAGAUAUAAUUUUUGUAAUUACCUAAAUCUAGAACACGUGAACCUAAUGUAAUAAUUCUUGUUAAACUUGUAAAGUAGUUUGUAAUUUUUAACGUUGUGAAUAACUUUGUUUUGUGUUUAUGAGGCUUGACAACUUAUUUUUUUUUCUAGAGCCUUUACAUGCAGUUUCAUUUCGGUUGACGAAAUAAAAAUUUCAUCUCGUCUU